AUGGGCGGGCGUUUCGCGAAAUUUGUAGAAUUCCUGCAAAACGUAGGUGUUCCUGCUAGUUCAUUGCACGUCAUUGGAUUUUCCUUAGGGGCAGAAGCUGCCGGUUUCGCUGGCAAGGCGCUGAAUUCAAGAGGAAUCAGACUAGGAAGAAUAACAGGUCUAGAUCCUGCCUACCCUGGCUACAGUUUAACCAAUAACAACGGCCAUUUGUCCCGUGGCGAUGCAAUAUUCGUGGAUGUACUUCACACUAAUCCUGGGGUCCUAGGUUUCCCACAGGCCAUAGGAGACGUUGACUUCUAUGCCAAUCCUGGCAAAUGGAUACAACCAGGCUGCUGGGUUGAUCAACUCCUCCGGAACAAUGAGCUCAGGUUUAUUUACGGUUGCAGUCACAACCGAGCAUGGAGGCUGUAUGCGGAAUCGGUGAGCAACCCCGCUGGUUUUCCUGCAACUCUCUGUAGAAACCCAGUUUUCGACGGAUGUACUGUUCAGAUAGACGGUUAUAUGGGAUCCGGUGCAAACCAUCCGAUGUCUGGGAAAAUGUAUUUUAAAACAAAUGAAAGACCACCAUUUGCAAGAAACAGGGUUUAG
Molecule: messenger RNA, 588 nt
Organism: Diatraea saccharalis (sugarcane borer)
Lineage: Eukaryota; Metazoa; Arthropoda; Insecta; Lepidoptera; Crambidae
Source: the annotation of a GenBank genome assembly